Molecule: messenger RNA, 7344 nt
Organism: Anolis carolinensis (green anole)
Lineage: Eukaryota; Metazoa; Chordata; Lepidosauria; Squamata; Anolidae
Gene: diaph2
Product: diaphanous related formin 2
Exons: 28
Coding region: 113-3418 (1101 amino acids)
Biological process (GO): actin filament polymerization; actin cytoskeleton organization
Cellular component (GO): actin filament
Molecular function (GO): small GTPase binding; actin binding
Source: RefSeq, a predicted model, not a curated record
UGCCGCGCAUGCGCAGCUCAUUCAGCGAGCUGACAGGCGCAGCGACGGGACUGAGGCGGCGGCCCUCGGGAAGCGCUUAUGAGGGGCGGGGAUUGAAGCGGGGCAGGCCGGCAUGGAGAGCCACGGAGCCGAGGAAGGGCUGGGGAAGAUGAACCCCAAGCGGGGCGGCGCCUCGGGCCCAGAGGACGAGAGCAAGAACAAGCCCAAGCUGAACCUUCAGAUUAAAACUUUGGCAGAUGAUGUGCGUGACAGAAUAACCAGUUUUAGGAAAUCAGGUGUCAAAAAGGAGAAACUUUUGAUUCAACAUCCCAUUGACGCACAAACAUCUAUAAAUGAACUGCCAGUAGCUCAGCCACUGUUUGAUGAGCGCUCAAUGAAUUUAUCAGAAAAGGAAGUUAUGGACCUAUUUGAAAAAAUGAUGGAAGACAUGAACCUGAAUGAAGAACGCAAAACUCCUUUACGGAAUAAAGACUUGACCACAAAACGCGAGAUGGUUGUCCAGUACAUUUCCGCAACUGCCAAAUCUAUUAUUGGAAGUAGAGUUCUGGGAGGCCUGAAAAAUAGUAAGCACGAGUGCACUCUGUCCUCCCAAGAAUAUGUCCAUGAACUGCGGUCUGGUAUUUCAGAUGAAAAACUUCUCAACUGCUUGGAAUCCCUGAGGGUUUCUUUAACAAGCAAUCCAGUCAGUUGGGUUAACAAUUUUGGACAUGAAGGACUUGGGCUUCUUUUGGAUGUUCUUGAAAAACUGUUGGAUAAGAAACAGCAAGAAAAUAUUGACAAGAAGAACCAGCAUAAACUAAUACAGUGCCUCAAAGCAUUUAUGAAUAAUAAGUAUGGACUGCAAAGAAUCCUGGGAGAUGAAAGAAGCCUUUUUUUACUUGCCAGAGCAAUUGAUCCAAAGCAACCAAAUAUGAUGACAGAAACAGUAAAAAUACUUUCUGCCAUUUGUAUUGUUGGAGAAGAAAAUAUCCUGGACAAAAUUUUAGCAGCUAUAACAACUGCAGCUGAGAGAAAUAAUAGUGAACGGUUCACUAAUAUUGUUGAAGGUCUUGAGAACCAUGACGUUUUGCAGUUACAGGUAGCCUGCAUGCAGCUCAUAAAUGCCUUUGUCACUUCUCCUGAAGAUCUUGAUUUUAGGAUACACUUGAGGAAUGAAUUUCUGCGCUGUGGGUUAAAGAAAAUACUGCCAGAUCUGAAGGAGAAGGAGAAUGAAGAACUCGAUAUUCAGCUGAAAGUGUUUGAUGAAAACAAAGAAGAAGAUUUACUUGAAUUGGCCCAUCGCCUCAAUGACAUCAAAGUUGAAAUGGACGAUGUAAAUGAAGUUUACCACCUGCUAUACAACAUGUUGAAAGAAACAUCAUCUGAAAGCUACUUCCUAUCCAUUUUGCAACAUUUUCUACUCAUCAGAAACGAUUACUAUGUUCGCCCUCAGUAUUACAAGAUAAUAGAAGAAUGUGUUUCGCAAAUAGUAUUGCACUGUAGUGGUAUGGAUCCUGACUUCAAAUGUAGAGGGCGGUUGGAUGUAGAUUUCACUCAUCUCAUAGAUAGCUGUGUGGACAAAGCAAAAGUAGAAGAGAGUGAGCAAAAAGCUACAGAAUUUUCCAAAAAGUUUGAUGAAGAGUUUGCAGCUCGGCAAGAGGCACAAAGUGAGCUUCAAAGACGAGAAGAGAGGAUCAAAGAACUUGAAGCUGAAAUUCAGCGGCUACGUUCCCAGGCUCCUUCAUGUUCGAGUGGCUUACCUCCAGGAGGCAUCCCUCCUCCACCACCACCGCCUCCUCUUCCUGGUGGUGCAACCCCUGCUGCGUGCCCACCACCGCCUCCACCGCCACCAUUGCCUGGUGGUUUGCCGCCACCACCACCGCCACCUCCUCCUUUGCCUGGGGGGGCCAUACCACCACCGCCUCCCAUGCCUGGAGGUCCUCCACCACCACCGCCUCCCUUUGGUGGUGCCCCUCCUUUAGGAACUGUGCCACAGCUGCCUUUUGGAAUGACGCCUAAGAAGAAAUACAGUCCUGAAGUGUCUAUGAAGAGAAUAAAUUGGACAAAGGUUGAACCACAAGAAAUAUCAGAAAACUGUUUUUGGCUAAAAGCUAAAGAAGAAAAAUUUGCAAGUCAAGAUCUUUUUGCAAAAUUGGCACACACUUUCGCUACACAGAUGAAGGUUAAAAAAGCAGUUGAGGGUACAGAAGAAAAGAAGAUAGCCAUGCCUAAGAAGAGAGCUAAAGAGUUAAGGGUUUUGGAUGGGAAGACAGCACAGAAUUUGUCCAUUUUCUUGGGGUCUUUCCGCAUGCCUUAUGAUGAAAUUAAAAACAUUAUUAUAGAAGUAGAUGAAGACAAACUAAGUGAAGCAUUGAUUCAGAAUUUAGUUAAAAACCUCCCUGAACAGAAGGAGCUCAGUGCCUUAGCCGAGUUGAGGAGUGAAUACGAAGACCUCUGUGAACCGGAACAGUUUGGGGUUGUGAUGAGUUCAGUUAAAGCGUUGCGGCCUCGUCUGAAUGGCAUCCUUUUCAAGCUAACUUUUGAAGAGCACAUAAAUAAUAUCCGGCCUGGCAUUAUGGCAGUAACAAUGGCCUGCGAGGAGCUGAAGAAGAGUGAAAGCUUCAGUAAGAUGUUGGAACUUAUGUUGUUGAUUGGGAACUAUAUGAAUUCUGGCUCAAGAAACGCCCAAUCAUUGGGCUUCAAUCUUAGUUUUCUGUGCAAGAUUAGAGAUACGAAAUCGUCAGAUCAAAAAAUGACACUCUUGCAAUUCUUGGCUGCCAUUUGCGAAGAAAAAUAUCGGGACAUCUUAAAAUUUCCAGAUGAGCUUCAGCAUGUGGAAAGUGCAAGCAAAGUUUCAGCUCAGAUUCUUAAGAGCAGCCUUGAUUCUAUGAAACAGCAAAUAGAGCGUUUGGAAAGUGAUAUUAAGAAGUUUCCGAAAACAGAAGAUCCACAUGAUAAAUUUGUUGAGAAGAUGUCCAGCUUUGCGAAGAGUUCCAGAGAGCAGUACGAAAAAUUAUCAAACAUGCACAACAACAUGACUAAAUUAUAUGACUGUUUGGGGGACUACUUCUGUUUUGACCCAAAAGCAACGAGCAGUGAAGAAUUCUUUGGGGAUCUAAGUACAUUCAGGAUCCUGUUCUUGGAAGCGCUGAAGGAAAACAACAAAAGAAGAGAGAUGGAAGAAAAGAUUAAGCGAGCCAAGCUUGCAAAAGAGAAAGCUGAACGUGAAAAGCUGGAGCGGCAACAGAAGAAGAAGCAGCUAAUUGACAUGAAUAAAGAGGGCGACGAGACAGGCGUGAUGGAUAAUCUUCUUGAGGCGCUGCAAUCUGGGGCAGCAUUCAGGGACCGCAGGAAGCGAAUGCCAAGAACUCCAGAUAACAGACGAGUUACUUUGGAAAGGUCGCGUUCCCGCCACAAUGGAACGAUCACAGCGGUAUGAAUUCAUGGCUUCCAUUCCAUGCCAAAGAACUUGGGAAGGUUUUAUUUGCUAUAAAUGGAGACUAGAUGAAGAAUGUCUGAAGGAGCAACCCUGCUUGAGAAAUGAAAUUCAAAUGAAGUCCAGGGAACAAGAACAAUAAAUACAUAUUUUCACAAAUAUUAUUUGUGCAGGAGAAAAAAAACUGAUUGGCUAUAUGUAGCACUGUAGACAGUGUUAAAAUAUAAGGCUCUCUCUUGACUACCUUAGUAUUAAAGUUGUUAAAUUGGGAACUAAGGCACAGAUUAGUAUAUUUUGUGCAGUUUCCCAUAUUUUCUUUGGGAGAUACACAACAAAUCUGUGCCUAAAGAAAAAUGUACAUGAAUUUACAUUAUUCCAACAUAAAUUUGAUACGAAACUGACCAACAUUACAGAUCAAAUCCAUGGCAGGAGUCCAUCUGUAGCCUUGUUUUGACAUGAGAGAGAGAAAAAUGUAUUUAUGAAUUCAAAUGUAAGUUCAUAUUCCAUAAAUAUACAUUUUAUUUUAAACUUGAGAAAACACUGUAUAGACCCCAUCAGUUUCCUUGGAAACUUAUCUCAAGUUUCAAACAUGAUGGAUUCAACUACGUAUUAAACUUUUAUCACAAAUCUAUAGCCACACUGUAUAAAGAUAUAUAGCUUAUCACUGCUAAAAUAAAAUAAAAAAAUAAGAACAACAGCAUAGGAUUGUACCAAAGUUAAACCAUAUCAUUUGCAGAAUAUGUUUUUAACUAUAUUUAAAGAUGUAUUUUCAAAGUAUGCACUUAUAAAAAAAAACUUUAUAUGGCUAUUUUGAGGAAAGAAAUCUUAUGUAUUUUGAAGGGUCCCAAAUCCCCUUGUGUUUGUUUAAGCUUUCAGAGACAUAAUCUACUACGAUGACAGUAAUCAGAAAUAUAUGUAUUAUCUCGUGGUAUCUGCUGCGGUUUGGUUGCAGGAUCCCCAGUAGAUACCAAAAUCCAUGGAUGCUGAAGUCUCAUUAUAUACAACAAUAUAAUAAAUGCAUAGCAUAUAUAGAGAGAGAAAACUUGUGGAACCGUAAAACGGUGGAAGGCAACAGCAAGAGUGUCUUCACAAAUUUUGCUUUUGGGCAAAAACAAAAAUAAAAUAUUGGUUGAAUCCAUGGAUUCAGAACCUGUGGAUACGGGGACCAACUGUCCUUUAAAAAGCUCUGACAACCCAUAUGCCGAUGACCCAGGUGGAGAGCUAAAAUACUAACAGCACAAAAAUAGUGCCAUAUCCACUAAUACUGGGUCUUUUGGUUGUUUUGGCACAGGUUGCUUUCAAGCAAGCCCAAAGUCUUUCAAGCUGAUUCUGCUGAUGUAAAAAAAACUGCACUGUAAAUGUGUUUUACUACCUCUGUCUCUGUCAUUCACUCACUCACUAAUUGACUCUUUCUCUCUCUCUCGAUUGCUGUGUGUGUGUGUCUUUCCCAAGGAGGGAUUUUUGCUUUUGUCGUUGUGAACGAGAGACACUUAGAUGCGCAAAAAAAUAUAUCUUCCAACAAUUACAGUCACUAGUAAGUUUACAGAAGGCAUGUUAGUAAGGCAUUCCGUCACCGAGGGUGUUGGUAGGCGAGAGGGAAUUUCAUAUCAGAUCGUAUAUUCAAAACUCAGGUAAACCAGGAACAAGCUGUCGAUCACUUGUUCUAUUUCCUUCGCCCGAGUUUUCACAACCACUCCGAUAUGCAGCAGACGAUGUUAUUGCAUUUGGCUGUAGGGCACGCACACACAAAUAUGGGAAGUAUACAAUGUUCUGCAUGCAGUCUACUGACAUUUUCUGAACCACUGUUUAUCUAAUGCCUUUGCAGUAAGUAAUAUAUGUCAUAUUAAAACCAGUUGCCCAAAAAUUCUUGUGUUACCUACUGAGUUGGUUGCAUUUUAAUGGAAUUCUGAAUCUAGCAUAAAGAAAAAGGAGAUUCAUAAUUCCACUUUUGUCCAAGGAAUAAGGUGGCCGGCCUAUUUGCACAAAACCAGUAUUAGGUACAAAGCACCUUAACUUAAGGUUGUGUUGCCUGCCGUGGUUAUUUUUGGAUGAGAAACCCUUAACGGUUACUAGCAGUAAGCAGGAACUGGGAAAAAAUCAAUUCUUAAGUAUUCCUUGCAGUAGAAAACACUAUGAUAUGCAUGAGGUCACUAUAAGUCAACAGGCAACUUGAAGGCUCCUAUAUACGCAGAGAGACAACGUAAAUUCAAAUGCAUGGAAAUGAAAUAUUCUCCCUGGAAGGCCUUUAGACUCUUUCAUUUCCAUACAUUUAUCACACUAAUUUCCUAGGAUAUGGUUUAGGGCUUGUUCUUCAACGUUGACCUACCUCCCCUAUGACAGAUGGCUCUUUCAAACACCACCACAGUCAUGGUAAAUUAAUCAUUUUAUUUCCCACUCAGUAGGAAUUUAUUCCUACUCUAAAAUAAGGUAAGGGUAAAGGUAAAGGUUUUUCCCUGACAUUAAGACUAGUCGCUUCUGACUCUGGGGGUUGGUGCUCAUCUCCAUUUCUAAGCUGAAGAGCCGGCGUUGUCCAUAGACACCUCCAAGGUCAUGUGGGUGGCAUGACUGCAUGGAGUGCUGUUACAUUCCCACCGGUGCAGUACCUAUUGAUCUAUUCACAUUUGCAUGUUUUUGAACUGCUAGGUUGGCAGAAGCUGGGGCUAACAGCGGGUGCUCAUUCCGCUCCCCGGAUUCGAACUUGCCACCUUUUGGUCCGCAAGUUCAACAGCUCAGCGUUUUAACACACUGCGCCACCGGGGGCUCCAAUCUAAAAUAAACGGUUACAUUUUCUUCUUUUUUUAAAAAAAAACCUAUCUAAUUUAUAUUUUCCGGCUCCUGUGUUUAGAUUGAAGAUACAUCUAGCACAUAAGGGCAAAAUGGUAACAUAUUUGGAUAGGAAAAAAAAACAUGUUUUUGAAUGUGUAGAUUUUUGGAACAAUGCAUCAAAGCGGAUAAGAUGGCACCAGUAAUUUAAAAGCCAAACUAUUAAAGAAGUUUCCAGAGAAUCUGACCACCUUAAUAUAUUGCAAGGAAACCAGCAUGGUGUAAUGGUUUGAGAGUUGGACUAGAACUUUAGAGGAUUGGGUUCACAUUGGGAAGGAUUGUAUCAAAGUAAGGCAAAAGGCAUAUCUUGAACAUCUCUUGCCAAGAAAAUCUUGUAAUGGGGUCGCCUUUGGGUCGCCAUGAAUCGGAAAUGGCCCGAAAGCCAUAAUGACCACGGCAUCAUUAUGACUCCAGCAUUUCCCAUUUCCGAUGCUUAGCAGUUAGGCAGAUUUAUGAAACAAAGUCUCACAAUGAGCAAAUCCAAAAAAGGACCUAAAACGGUCUUGAUAUUUCAAGUUUAACCAGCUCAUGCGUUUUGUACCAUGUUUGGAAUAUUUUGUGUAAUUUAUUGGACAUGUAUCUUAAUUAAACAAAGGAGGGAAGAGACGUGGAUAAGAUAUCUUGUAAAUACAGGGUGCUAAUAUUUAUAGAAUCUACAAACUUUUCUAAAUUUUACAUUGGGUCAUUGAAUCUUUUGCUCUUUGUUUUCCUUGAAAAUGCAAGCUUUUUUAAAAAAAAAACAUUGCUUUUUCAUAAUAAUGUGAUUCCUCCGACCGAUGAUAUAUUUUAUGACCUAGUAAAGAUGUGUUUUGGAGGUCGUAGCACCUUUUUCCUGAAUUGCACUUAAAAAGAAGCCUCCUUCCUCCCCCCGCAAAAAAGAAGCAAGACUUGGAUAGUAAACACUGGAAUUUUUGGCAAUCGUAAAACUUACAUAUUUUAACACAAAGAUGCAUUUCCAAUACUGCAGAACAUUAUUGUGCAUUAAAUCAAUAAAUGAAAUAUAGCAUUUGCACGUUUUGUAAGUUACGUUUUUUCAAAACUGUUUACAAACCUUUUUUAAAAAAUGUCUAGAUGUAUGGAAUAAAGAUAAAUUCUGAUAACUCGCA